Molecule: messenger RNA, 1821 nt
Organism: Aspergillus bombycis
Lineage: Eukaryota; Fungi; Ascomycota; Eurotiomycetes; Eurotiales; Aspergillaceae
Product: KRI1 family protein
Exons: 2
Coding region: 1-1821 (606 amino acids)
Biological process (GO): endonucleolytic cleavage in ITS1 to separate SSU-rRNA from 5.8S rRNA and LSU-rRNA from tricistronic rRNA transcript (SSU-rRNA, 5.8S rRNA, LSU-rRNA)
Cellular component (GO): nucleolus; 90S preribosome
Source: RefSeq, a predicted model, not a curated record
AUGGAGCCACCAGCAAAGAGGCCGCGAAAGCUUUUCGACGAUGACAGCUCCAGUGAUUCCGGAGAUGAGUCCGGCGGAGUCCCUGUCAACAAUGGAGUUACCUUCAAGGUUAAUGAAGAAUAUGCCCGUCGAUUUGAACACAACAAGAAGAGAGAAGAAAUGCAGAAACUGGAAUCAAAAUUAGGUAAAGGUUCUGCCUUUGGAAAACGCGGCGAUGAUGAGUCCGGUGACUCUGACGAGUCAACCUCUGAAGAAGAGGACGACGACGGAGAGCUGGCUACUGAAGCGCUUGAUGCGGAAAUUAUGGCUACCCUCAAGGCAAUUCGGACGAAGGAUCCGCGUGUAUACGACCAGACCGCUACAUUCUAUAGUCAAGUCGACGAAGACCAACCGGCAACUUCUGAAAAGAAGCAGAAAACCAUGACCCUUAAAGAUUACCACAGAGAGAACCUCCUUAGUGGUGCCAACUUGGCAGAGGAAGAUGCAUCGGAAGCUCCAAAGACCUAUGCUCAGGAGCAAGAGGAUUUGAAGAAUGCAAUUGUCAAGGAAAUGCAUGCGGCUGCCAACGAGGAUGCAUCCGCCGACAAGGAAAGUGACGACGAUGAAGACUUUCUCGUUGCCAAGUCAGCCCCCGAGCCCGUAUCGGCGCCGAAGGACGUCAAGCUGGACCUUGAAAAUGCGGACAAAGAUCCUGAGACUUUCCUGUCCAACUUUCUGUCAGCUAGAGCAUGGAUCCCUGCUGGCAGAGCAGACCUUCAGCCUCUUGAGUCUGAUGAUGAAGAUGAUGAUGCACGGGCAGAGGCAUUCGAAGAAGCAUACAACUUCCGCUUCGAAGACCCUAGCAAGAUCAACACAGCGUUGAUUACACACGCUCGUGAUGCCACGAACCAGCAAUCAGUUCGCAGAGAUGAUAAGAGCGGCAGGAAGAAGCAGAGGGAGGCAGAGCGCUUGAAAAAGGAAGAGGAAAAGAAGCAACGUGAAACGGAAAAGAAUCGACUGCGCAAGCUUAAGAUGGAAGAGCUCCAAGAGAAGGUCAACCAAAUCAAGGAAGUCGCAGGCCUCCGCGCAACCGAGUUCACUGACAAAGAAUGGGCCAAGUUCUUGGAUGAUUCCUGGGAUGACCAAAAGUGGGAACAAGAGAUGCAAAAGCGAUUUGGCGAAGAUUAUUAUGCUGGAGAAGGUGAUGGUAAAAUGAAACCGAAGAAGCCCACUUGGGAUGAUGAUAUCGAUAUCAAGGAUCUUGUACCAGACUUUGACAAUGACGACGAGAAACCUGACCUACAGCAUUCCGAUGCUGAGAUGGAUGAUGCAGACGAUGCCGAGGGCGAUGAGAGUGCAUCCAAGAACAAAAAGAGCAAAGCGCAGGAAAGGCGGGAUCAGAAGCGUGAAGCUCGCAAAGAUCGACUACGCAUUGAAGAGGCAGUGGAUCGUAAUCUGGACCUGGAUAUUAACCUUCUCCCCGGUGCCAAGAAGCAUCAGGGUCAGUUCCGCUACCGCGAAACAUCUCCAAACAGUUUCGGUCUGACUGCACGAGACAUCCUGAUGGCUGAGGAUACCCAGCUCAACGAGUAUGCCGGAUUGAAGAAACUUGCUUCGUUCCGUGAUCCCGAGAAAAAGCGUCGCGAUCAGAAGAAAUUGGGCAAGAAAGCUCGGCUGAGGCAAUGGCGCAAGGAUACAUUCGGCAACGAAGAGGGUCCAGAGUUUGUUUUUGGUGGUGAAAGAACGGUUGACGAGAAAGAAGAUGCCACUGAUGCUGGAAAUGUCGAUAUCCGGGAGGGGGAACCCAGAAGAAAGAAGAGAAAGAGGUCGAAGAAGCACUAA